Ylistrum balloti is the source of this 1410-nucleotide messenger RNA. Its product is annotated as palmitoleoyl-protein carboxylesterase NOTUM-like. The record is from RefSeq and is a predicted model, not a curated record. Gene Ontology annotation, molecular function: hydrolase activity. NCBI's taxonomy places the organism in Eukaryota, Metazoa, Mollusca, Bivalvia, Pectinida, Pectinidae.
AUGACGAGGGUUGCCUCGUCUGCUGUGUGGAUUCUAGUCCUACUACAAUACGUCAUGUGUCGCCCGGACAAGUCGCUAAGUCGCCAUGAUAUGGCCCUGGACGUAAACAAACUCGAGAGACUGGGCCGUGUAGAUACCUUAAUGAAAUCCCUCAAAGAUAUCGCCCAAAAAUCUCACAACUGUGGCCUAAAGGAAAUCCCUAGACUCCAGAGGCAUCAUCUCAAAAACGCCAGCAUCACGUGUAACGAUGGCAGUCGCGCAGGGUAUUACAUUCGUAAAUCUUACGGCAGCAAACGGUGGAUUGUAUUCCUAGAAGGAGGAUGGUACUGUUUUGACAGACCGAGUUGUCAGCUAAGAUGGGAAAGUAAGCAUAUGAGAUCACUGAUGAGUUCUGUGGACUGGCCAGAAAUCAGGGCAGGUACUGGCAUCCUUUCCUGGGACCCGAAAGAAAAUCCUUACUACUUUAACGCCAAUAUUGUUGUGGUUCCCUACUGCUCCAGUGAUUCAUGGACAGGCACUUCCAGGAGUUCGGAGGGCUACGCAUUUCUUGGGUCAUACAUCGUAGAAGCUGUGAUUCGGGAACUGAUUCCGAAGGGGCUUCAACGGGCCCGGAAGUUGAUGCUCGCGGGGAGCAGUGCUGGUGGAACUGGUGUUCUGACCAAUCUUGACCGAGUAGCUGACCUCAUGUCCAAGCUAGCCCCGACAGUGGAGGUACGGGGGAUUGCCGAUUCGGGAUGGUUUGUGGACACCCCGCAAUACCACGCAAGAGAGUGUACAGAACCGUUCUCGUGUGCUCCCGCCGACGGCGUCAAACGGGGUAUCAAUUUGUGGAAAGGUCAGGUUCCCGACGCCUGUAAAGCACAAUACCCGGAGUCAGAGCACUGGAAAUGUUACUUCGGCUAUAGGAUAUAUCCAACAUUGAAAACUCCGAUAUUCAUCGUUCAGUACUUGUUCGACGAGGCUCAGAUUACGGUCAAUAAUCUCAUUGACCAAUCACAGCUUGCCAUGAAUCGGGGCAACACGGUCUUCUCCAGGGGCCAAUGGGAGUACCUGCAUAAUCUCGGGGAACAUGUCAAAAGCACUCUACAAAAUGUCACGGCUGUAUUUGCACCAGCCUGUCUCUCUCACGAGUUACUACAAAAAAGUACCUGGCAGUCAGUAUCAGUAGAAGGAGUUAAUCUCGCCCAGUCCAUUUACUGCUGGGAGAACAGCUUCGACGGUGAGAAAUGUCUCUCCGCUACCAGAAACAACAGAAUACGCCAGCGUGCACUGACUGACCCGCUCCUUAAGGACGAACCAGCAGCCACAAACGUGUGACAAAAGAGGAAGCAACGACGACGUGAAAAGAAACGACGUAAUCGUAAAAGAAAGAACAUGUGUGUCAACUUACAGCUGUACAGUUGGCCACAU